Messenger RNA from Staurois parvus, 340 nucleotides. The record is from the annotation of a GenBank genome assembly. Lineage: Eukaryota; Metazoa; Chordata; Amphibia; Anura; Ranidae.
CACUGAUUGGUGGCACUGAUAGGUGGCACUGACUGGCAUUGAUAGGUGGCACUGACUGGCACUGAUAGGUGACACUGAAAGGCAGCUUAGAUGGGCACUGAUAUGUGGCAUUGAUGUGCACUGGUAGGCAUUGAUGGGCACUGGCAGGUGGCAUUGAUGAUCACUGACAGCUGGCACUGAUGGACACUGACAGGUGGCACUGCUGGGGCUACACAGAUCAUCAGGGCACACUGAUCAUCACUGUCAGCGUGACAGCUCCUGAGGAGAGAAAUGCUGAUAACCGGCAUUUCCCUAUUUACAUGCGAUCAGCUGUUAUUGGACACAGCUGAUCACUUGACAG